Molecule: messenger RNA, 408 nt
Organism: Ziziphus jujuba (common jujube)
Lineage: Eukaryota; Viridiplantae; Streptophyta; Magnoliopsida; Rosales; Rhamnaceae
Product: S-protein homolog 24-like
Exons: 1
Coding region: 1-408 (135 amino acids)
Source: RefSeq, a predicted model, not a curated record
AUGGAUGGUACUGCUCUGAAAGUUUUUUUCAUCCUCGCAACAGCUCAAAUAGUGUUUUUUUCAUCACCUGCUAUUGCUAAGUACGAUGUAGUGAUAGUCAACUUUUUAGGAGAGAACAUGACUUUGAAUCUUCAUUGCCAAUCGAAAGAUGAUGAUCUUGGUGUUCAUGAUCUGCCAUAUACUGAUGUUUUCGAAUGGAGAUUCGAUGUGAAUAUAUGGAGGACCACCCUUUUCUACUGUGAUAUGGGUUCGGGUGAUUUGAAAGGUCGUUUUGACAUAUUUGUUGCUAAAAGAGAUUUGAAUAGGUGCGGUAAUGAUAAGUGUAUUUGGCAUGUGAUGCGUGAUGGAUUGUAUCUUUACCUCAAGUCUGCUGAUAAUUAUGUUCACCAAUUUGAUUGGCCUAAGUGA